Messenger RNA from Eimeria tenella, 2403 nucleotides. RefSeq lists its product as uncharacterized. The transcript is spliced from 3 exons. NCBI's taxonomy places the organism in Eukaryota, Apicomplexa, Conoidasida, Eucoccidiorida, Eimeriidae. The record is from RefSeq and is a predicted model, not a curated record. The coding region runs from base 1 to 2403 and encodes 800 amino acids.
AUGAGUCAGCCUGUGGACCUUGCGGCGGCUGCCAACGCAGACAGCAGCAGUAGCAGCAACAGCAGCAGCAGCAGCAGCGGCGCUGAUGCUGCCCCCUGCGCAGAUGCAGCAGGACUACAAGGCUCUCUUCUUGCCUGCGUUGCGGAAACGCAGCAAGACUUGGCUCGAGGGCAGGAGCCCCCGCAGCAGCAGCAGCAGCUGCUGCAGCAGCCGCAGCAGCUGCAGCAGCAGCAGCAGCUGCUGCAACAGCAGCAGCCCGUGCAGGAGGAGCACAAGCAGCAGCUGAAGCAGAAGCAAGAUAUUUAUUUGCAGCCUGCUUUUGCUUCUGGAGAAGUCGCGGGAACCCCUUUGGUGCACGAGCAUGAAGAGGCCCGGCAGCAGGAGCAGCAGCACGCUCAGCAGCAGCGGCAGCAGCAGCAGCAACAGGAAAAACAGCAACAAGAGCAGCUGAUACAAGAGCAGCAUAAGAUAAUGCAGCAGGAGCAGGGCCAGCAGCAGCUGCAACAGCAGCAGCAGCAGCUACUGCAGCAGCAGCUGCUGCAGGAGCAGCAGCAGCAGCUCCUGCUGCAGCAGGAGCAGCAGCUGCAACAGCAGCAGCAGCAACAGCUGCUGCUGCAGCAGGAGCAGCAGCUGCAGCAGGAGGGGGAGCAGCAGUUGCUGCAGCAAGAGCAGCAGCUGCAGCAGAAAGGGCAGCAGGCGCUGCUGCUGCAGCAGGAGCAGAAGCGGCAGCUGCAGCAGGAGGAGCAGCAGCGGCAGCUGAAGCAGGAGGUGCAGCAGCGGCAGCUGCAGCAGGAGGAGCAGCAGCGGCAGCUGCAGCAGGAGGAGCAGCAGCGGCAGCUACAACAGGAGGAGCAGCGGCGGCAGCUGCAGCAGGAGGAGCAGCAGCGGCAGCUACAACAGGAGGAGCAGCAGCGUCAGCUGCUGCAGCAGGAGCAGCGGCGGCAGCUGGCGCAGCAGGAACAGCAGCAGACGCUGCUUCAGCAGGUGCAGCAGCAGCAGCUGCUUCAGCAAGAGCAACAGCGGCAGCUGCUUCAGCAGGAGCAGCAGAGACAGAUGCUGCAGCAGGAGCAGCAGUUGCAGCAGGAGGAGCAGCAGCGGCAGCUGCUGCAGCAGGAGCAGCAGCGGCAGUUGCUGCAGCAGGGGCAAGAACGGAAGCAGCAGCAGCAGCAGCAAGAGCAGUUGACGCAGGAGCAUCAAGAGCUGCCUGGGCAACAGGAUCGACAACAGCAGCAGCAGCAGCGAGAACAACAGCAGCAACAGCAGCAGCAGCGAGAACAGCAGAAACGGGAGCAGCAUCGGCAGGAACAGCAGCAGGAGGUGCAGCAGCCACAUGAAGUGGGGCGGCAGCAGCAGCUGCAGCCUCAGCCUCAGCAGCAACAGCCACAGCCUCAGCCUCAGCAGCCGCAGCCGCAGCCUCAGCAGCAGCAGCAGCAGCCGCAGCCUCAGGCUCAGCCUCAGCAGCUGCAGCAGCAGCAGCCGCAGUCUCAGCCUCAGCGGCAGCAGCCGCAGCCUCAGUCUCAGCAGGAGCAACUGCAACCUCAGUCUCAGCAGCAGCAGCCACAGCAGCAGCAGCAGCAGCAAUAUCAGCCGCAGCCGCAGCCGCAGCCUCCGCCUCAGCAGCUGCAGCAGUCACAGUCACAGUCUCAGUUGCAGCAGCCGCAGCCUCAGUCUCAGCCUCCGCAGCAGCAGCUGCAGCAACAGGACCAGAUGCAGCAGCAGCCGCAAGAGCAUGUGCAGCAGCAGGAGCAAGAGCAUCUGCAACAGAAGCAGCAGCAGCAGCUGCUGCUGCAUCAGGAGCAGGGGCAGGAGCAGCAACUGCAACAGCAGCAGCAGCAGCAGCAGCAGCAUGGCGCAUCGGAUGUCGUCGUCGGGCGCCGGCCGGGUCUCUCGCUGGACCCACUGCGGCUGGAGGCCCCCCAGGAGGUGCAGCAGCAGCAGCAGCAGCAGCAGCAGCUAGGAGAUGAGGGGCCCCACAGGGUGUCUCCUCAGAGCCUUUCUGACGACUGUCUCCCCAGCGGCGCUGCUGCUGCGCUGCGGGCGAUCGGCGCCGCGAACGCAGCAGCAGCAGCAGCAGCAGCAGCAACAGCGACAGCAGCAGCAGCAGCAGCAACGGGCUCGCCCUCCUCAGAGAUGGAGCGAAAAAAGAAGGAAAAAACGCAGUUUCUGGGGUGUACAUACACCUCAGCAGCAGCAGGAGGAGCAGGAGCAGCGGCAGCAGCAGCAGCGGAAGCGGAAGCAGUAUUAGCAGCAACAGCGGCAGCACUAGCGGCAGCAGCAGAAGUAGCACCGGAAGCAGCAGAAGCCGCAGCAGAAGCCGCAGCAGUAGCAGAAGUAGCAGCAGCAGCAGCAGCAGAUACAGCAAACAGCAGCAAUGAAGCUGCGCAGCAGCGCCGCUGCUGCUAG